This is a messenger RNA of Neltuma alba, 1997 nucleotides long. Its product is annotated as cytochrome P450 71D10-like. NCBI's taxonomy places the organism in Eukaryota, Viridiplantae, Streptophyta, Magnoliopsida, Fabales, Fabaceae. The transcript is spliced from 2 exons. Gene Ontology annotation, molecular function: heme binding; monooxygenase activity; oxidoreductase activity, acting on paired donors, with incorporation or reduction of molecular oxygen. The record is from RefSeq and is a predicted model, not a curated record. The coding region runs from base 173 to 1654 and encodes 493 amino acids.
AGACAACCCAAAUUCCAAAAGCAUUUCUGUGUUACUUGCAGGAUUUGUAUUUGACCAUCACCAAUUCACUGAUCAGCAGCCAAACGAAUCUUGUCCAUAGUUGAUUAUAAAACUCCACCAUUACUUCGUCUUCUUCCCAACAACAAACUCCAUCAAGACUCAGAUAUAGAUCAUGGAGAUUCAGAUCUUCUUCACCUUGUUCUGCUUCCUUCUUAUGAUAUACAAGCUAUCAACUUCUAAGAAGCCCAUCAAAACCUUACCCCCAGGCCCAUGGAAACUACCUUUUAUAGGAAACCUUCACCAACUUGCAGGCUCGUCACUGCCUCAUCAUUCUCUUAGAGACCUUGCAAACAAGUAUGGACCCAUCAUGCACCUUCAGCUAGGACAAAUUUCCAGCAUUGUAAUCUCUUCGCCUGAGUUGGCCACAGAGAUCAUGAAAACCCAUGACCAAAUCUUUGCCAACAGACCUAGAAUUCUUGCCGGUGAGGUCUUCGCUUAUAAUUGCACAGACAUAGCCUUUUCGCCUUAUGGAAACCAUUGGAGGCAACUUCGAAAGAUUUGUAUGUUGGAGCUUUUAUCUGCAAAGAGGGUCCAAUCCUUCAGAACGAUAAGAGAAGAGGAAGUUUCGUUGCUGGUCAAGAACAUAUCUGAAGAACACGUUGGUUCUGUCAUGGACCUUCGUAAGAAAAUGAUGCCGCUCACAAAUUCAAUAGUUGCACGUGCAGCUUUUGGUGAAAGAACAAAGAACGUAGAAGAAAUCUUGUCGAAUUUGGCAUAUGGGAUUCAACUGGCGAGUGGUUUCUCAAUUUUUGAUCUCUUUCCUUCACUCAAAAUCCUUCAAGUGAUCACUGGGACGGAAGCGAAAGUUAAGAAGGUGGGCAACGUGAUUGAUAGGACGCUUGAAAAUAUCAUCAAUGACCACAAAGAAAAGAAUGGUGAAGCAAAGGAAGAGGAUCUCGUCGAUGUUCUCUUGAGAGUUCAAAAGGAGAAUAACUUGGAAAUUCCCUUAACUCUAGACAACAUCAAGGGUGUUAUCUUGGACAUUUUUGUCGGUGGAACUGACACUGCAGCAACAACUGUGGAAUGGGCGAUGUCAGAAUUGCUGAAAAACCCAGAGAAAAUGGAAGAGGCACAAGAAGAGGUGAGAAGGGUGUAUAAAGACAAAGGAUAUGUAGACGAAUCAAAACUUGAUCAUUUGAAGUAUUUAGGAGCAAUCAUUAAAGAAACCAUGAGGAUGCACCCACCUUUGCCACUGCUAGUUCCAAGAGAAAACAGUGAACGCUGUGAAAUCUAUGGUUAUGAGCUACCUCACAAGACUAAGGUCAUGACCAAUGUUUGGGCGAUUGCAAGAGAUCCCAAAUAUUGGAAUGAACCUGAGAAAUUUCAACCAGAGAGAUUCAUUAACAGCUCAAUUGAUUAUAAAGGAACAGACUUUAAGUAUAUUCCAUUUGGUGCUGGAAGAAGAAUAUGCCCAGGAAUCACAUUUGCUUCUGUUGUUAUUGAGCUUGUUCUCGCCAAUUUGCUUUACCAUUUUGAUUGGAAACUUCCAAAUGAGAUGAAGUGUGAAGAGUUGGAUAUGACUGAAUCCUUUGGUGCCACUGUGAGAAGGAAGAAUGGUUUGUGGGUUAUUCCUAGUGGUUAUCAUCAGUCUUAACGCUAUGAUUACGACCUAUUUUGGAAAAAAAGAAAAGACUAUAAUUACUUAUUACUACUUUAGUCAAUAAAGGAUGAUUCGGUGAUCUGCAAGUCAUUGGAUCUAUGUUAAAGAUGAGAGUUUUUUAUCCCAACAGAAGAGAUGGCCGGUGGAAGCAAAGUUAAUAAAACAGAAAAGUGAAAUGUUUGUGGUGUAGAAUGAGAGUAUGAAUAAUCCAUGCUUUGUACUCUCUCUAUUUUGAUAUUUGUGUGUUUUUAGAAGAAUCUUUCUUGUUUGACUUUACAUGUAAUUUUAAUAGUUCAAUAUAUCAUUUAGUGAUAUUCUCUUUAUUAUAUUCUUAUUU